Achroia grisella is the source of this 3885-nucleotide messenger RNA. It is a transcript of the gene singed, whose product is annotated as protein singed. The record is from RefSeq and is a predicted model, not a curated record. Gene Ontology annotation, cellular component: cytoplasm; actin cytoskeleton. Gene Ontology annotation, molecular function: protein-macromolecule adaptor activity; actin filament binding. The transcript has 10 exons. Bases 243 to 1784 code for a protein of 513 amino acids. NCBI's taxonomy places the organism in Eukaryota, Metazoa, Arthropoda, Insecta, Lepidoptera, Pyralidae. Gene Ontology annotation, biological process: establishment or maintenance of cell polarity; actin filament bundle assembly; cell migration.
CUCAGUUCGCCGCGAACUGCCGUCUGAGUAGUGUUGUCGACAUAUCGUAUAAGAACAAUAUAACCGCACCGGUACUAUUUGAACCGGUACACGUAAUUUUAAGUAUAAAAUACUAGUAUAACAUAAAAAAAAGUGUCGAGUUAUUUGAUGUUUGUGUAGAACAUAUACGUUUUAUUUGAGUGCAAAAGUGAUUUCGUUUUGCAUUUCUUUGGUGUGAAAUCUCGCUGAGGUGUGAAGUCACAAUGAACGGUCUCAACGGUCACAGCAACGGUGAGGUGAACGGUGCCGGCGACAUCAUCACGCAGAACCAGCAGCGCGGCUGGUGGACCAUCGGGCUGAUCAACUCCCGCUACCGGUACCUCACCGCGGAGACCUUCGGCUUCAAGAUCAACGCCAACGGUACCAGCCUCAAGAAGAAACAGAUAUGGACCCUGGAGCCAGCUGGAAAUGCUAAUGACAGUAUGAUCUACCUGCGGUCUCACCUGGACAAAUACCUGGCGGUGGAUUCCUUCGGGAACGUCACCUGCGAGUCUGAGGAGAAGGAGGCCGGCAGCAAAUUCCAAAUCAGUGUGUCUGAUGACAACAGCGGCCGGUGGGCGCUGCGCAACGUGGAGCGAGGUUACUACCUCGGCUCCAGCUCCGACAAGCUAUGCUGUACUGCCAAGGUGCCAGGGGACGCGGAGCUGUGGCACGUACAUCUGGCUGCUAGACCGCAGAUGAACCUGCGUUCCAUCGGCCGCAAGCGCUUCGCCCAUCUCUCCGAGACCCUGGAUGAGAUACACGUCGACGCUAAUGUGCCCUGGGGUGAGGACACGCUGUUCACCCUGGAGUUCAGGGCUGAUGAAGGCGGGAAGUACGCCUUACACACGUGCAAUAACAAGUACUUGAGCGCCGGCGGAAAGCUCUUGGACACCUGCACACCCGUGUGCCUCUUCAGCGCGGAGUACCACGCGGGAGCGCUAGCUCUCCGGGACGGUACCGGAGCCUAUCUGGCUCCCAUCGGCUCCAAGGCCGUCCUCAAGACGCGCUCCACAGCCGUCACCAGGGACGAGCUGUUCUCCCUGGAGGACAGCCUCCCGCAGGCUGCCUUCGUGGCCGCACUGAACGAGAAAUAUGUGUCCGUUAAACAAGGUGUAGACGUGACCGCCAACCAAGACGAGAUCUCCUCCCACGAGACCUUCCAGCUGGAGUUCGACUGGGCGACCCGUCGCUGGUACAUCCGCACCAUGCAGGACCGCUACUGGACCUUGGAGACGGGCGGCGGCAUCCAGGCCAGCGGUGACAACAAGUCAUCGAAUGCCCUGUUCGAGCUGGAAUGGCAGGGCGAUGGCGCGGUGGCCUUCAGAGCCAACAACGGUAAAUAUUUGAACACCAAGCGCUCGGGACAUCUGUACGCCAACGUGGAUGCUAUCGAUGACAACUGCAAGUACUACUUCUAUCUUAUCAACAGGCCCAUUUUGGUGCUGAAGUCUGAACAAGGCUUCGUGGGCCCCAAGGGCGUGAAACUAGAAUGUAAUAAGGCCAACUACGAGACAAUACAGGUCAUCCGCGGGCCCAAGGGAGCCGUUUACUUCAAAGGACAAAACGGCAAAUACUGGCACGCGGACAGCGAGAGCGUGACGUGCGACUCGGACUCCCCUCAGGGCUUCCACCUGGAGCUCCGCGAGCCCACGCGCCUCGCCAUCCGCGCCGCCGCCGGCCGCGAGUACCUCGCCGCGGCCAAGAACGGGAACUUCCGCCUCGUCGGAACCGACCUCAGCUCCGCCACGCACUGGGAGUAUUAAGCUAGCAUCCUGGAGACUCCUCGAGGUCCACAGUCGGGCAUCGUGGUACCACCACGCCACGAGACCAAUUUUACAAUUUACCGUACGAUAGUAAUGAUGUUUACAAGUUCAUUAAUCAGAUUUUUGUAAUGCAGUUCUAGAUCAGAAUCAAAAAUCAUUUAUUCAUGUAGAGGACAUUUUAGCCGCUAAUGAACGUCAAAUUUCAAGUCCACUUCAGUUGGCGUUGGAAACAGUUUGAAAAUGAUAGUUUUGCGAUUAGGUAAGAACUUGACAUUUGCUGUUUCAAACUAUAUGUAUCACUAUGUAUCAAAUGUAUAAUAUAAAGCGGGUUCUUGCGAAUCAUACUUUAUCAAAAUUUACGGUCUAAGUUCUGAUAUUGUAGUUUUUACAAACUGCAUCGUCUAGGUGUAGCUUUAAUUAUAAAGAGUAACAAGUUACAACUCAAACGUCUUACAUUUAGGACUUUAUUACACGCGUCAUUGAUGUGAAAUUUGGAUGUUUAACAUAUACCUAUAUUUUUUAUAUCAGUACAGGAUUUUGUAUGAAAUUGUUUCUUUUAUAACGCCAUGAUUAGUAUUGCGGCUUGUAUAUGAAUUAAAAACGUUGUAAUAUAGUUGUAUAUAUAUUUUACAUCUAUAUUGUAACGUUAACGUUGUACUAUCGUACCAUGUUACGGUAAAUUAUAGAAGCGUCCAUUACCACUAAUCGGAACCUGGCCCGCUCGACUGAAUCUCUUUAUUCCACAAUACUCUUCCAUAGCGUAUCCGAGUAGAAUUAAAAAUUUACGUUUUGGAAUCUGCUGGCGUGGGACUUAAUUUAUCAAUCGUCCAUUAAAAAUGUGAACGACUGCGAGUGAACGUCCACAGUUGGCGCCAUUCUGAACUUUUGCCGCCAUUACGUGUAAAACAAGAUGGCGGCGUCCGAACGACCCAAUCAGCUGAUUCCGGCGAGAAUCUGCUGCCAAUGGAUUUUAUAAUGUGAAAAAUGGAAUGUUAGUCAAUGCACGGAAGCAUUGUCGAUGUACAUUCUGCAGAAAAAAAUGUUGUUUCUCUGAAGGCGUCAACUGCGGCGCAACGCCCGCAUUUGCAUUUAAUACGUUAAGGGUUUAAAAAGCGCGAUUGCGCGAAUGUGAUCAAAUGAAAUAUCGCUUCACUUUAAUAUUAUUAUAAUCAUAGAUUAUUUUACUUUACCGAUAGAUCUGCCGUCACUAUUGCUUGUUUCAAAAAUUUUUUUUGAUGUUUCGUGACCGUCGCUCGUGCUUGAAAUUAUUUAUUUUUAGAUAUACGAUAAUUAAUUAGUAUCGGGGGACAUUAUUGCAUAUUUCGAGACUAUUUAUUGGGUAUUGUGUCUAGUCGAUGGAUUUUAUACAUUUGUACGGACUUAACGCUUGUCGCCGUCUCGUAGGUUAGUGGGAAGGUAACAUCGUUAGACUGAAGUCUACAGAGUUGAAAUAUAGAUCAGUAAAUUCAGUAAUUAAGUUUAAAAGGGAUUGACGCAAUACCAGACCGCGUGCUAGCGGAGUACAGCGUGCACUCACACCUUAGGGCGGUAUUACAUUAUCAUAUAUUGCAUCAUAUCUACAUUUAGUCAAACAUAAUAGAUAUAUUCAAUAACUGCUAAGCUAUGUCUUCAUAAAUUGACAAAUAAAAGUGGUUUUGAUUCAAUAUAUACAUAUGUAUGUAUUACGUGUCUGUACACGCAUCGUUUGCGCCCCGUACGUUGCUCAAUUCGUAUAUCGCACGGAGUCUGGCCUAUAACUAGUUAAGUUAUUGUAAGUAACGUUAGGAUUAAGCUUAAUAUGAGACAUCCCGCCAGUCCAUAAAACCACUUGUAUAAUGGAAUCCUCGAGUUUUUGACUAUUUUACAUGAAAAUACAUUUAUAGUAUGUACUGGUGCGUAACAGAUAUCUUGUAUAUAAGCGAUUAUUUGAAUGUAACGGCGCAACACUUGCAGCGCGGGAAGCGUAUCUCUUAUAAUGUUUUUUAUAAUGAACAAAACGUUUAAUAAAUAUUUGUACUACAUAAUUGCUGAUCCUGAAACUUAUCAUUUGUACGAUAAUGUCUUUGUAAACUAUUAAUUAAUAAAUUAUAAUCAUAUUGUA